UUUGCAUAUUAUGUCUAAUUGUGUGUAACUAUAAUUAAAUUAAUCUAAGACUUUUUUAUGUUUUAAUUUUUGUAGUUAAAAUUUAAUAAAUAUAUUUUUUACAUUGUUUAAAUUUGUUUACUUUAAUGAAAUGUAUAUUAUUUAAAAUUAAAAUUUAUAACUUUUUGUACAAUACUUUUCUCUAGUAGAAAGACAAUAUAGUCUGACUAAGCAUAUACUUAUUCUACUUAAUUUCCCAUAACGUUAAAUAUUAAAAUUUUCAAGAUUAUAUGGUCUGACUAAGCAUAUACUAUUCUACUUAAUUUCCUAUAUUUUAAAUAUUUGGUGAAAUAUUUUGAAAUAGUUUAUUCAAUUGUAUGUGUGUUGGCACUUAAAGAAGAGUCAUGAGUUCAAUCGAAGUAACGGAAUUUACAGACAACUACCCUUACAAAAUUUCACUGUUCGCAGGCGCCUCUCCUCUUUCACAACCUGCGCAGUUAACAUCCUAUGAUAUAAGACUACAAUUAGCCCUUUUACGUUAUAUGUAUGCGAUUUUGUGAACAUGAUUAUGUUGUGUACUCCAAAUUUAUAUUUCACAUAAUCAUUUUUUUAUAAAAUUCAAUUCGAUUUUUCAUUUCAAACCGGAUUAUAAUUAUUAUUAAUAUAAAAUUUCUAAAUUAGAUGGAUUCUUUUUUAAAUGAUUUGAAUUGAAACUUGAAUUUAUAUAUGUAUAAAAACAAAGUGUGCAAGCUGCACCCCUUCGUAAAGACAUGCGUCGUACGCGUGUGCUCAUCCCUCUCUUUUGCCGGACAUUCACUCGAGCAAGUUUGUAAUUUCAUGUUACUUGGUCGAUUCCUCGUGUACAAGACUCGCCUUCACUGAUUUUCUUACUAAUUCGAAAAUUAAGAAAAUAAUUUCCAGUGUUAUUGUAUUACACAUUAUUACUGUUGUCCCUUAUCUCUUAAUUUCAAUAUUAUCGAGAACAGUGUUUUAACCCUCAAUAUUGUAUAGUGAUUGUUAUUGGAAUAGUAUAAUAUUAUAUCGCUCUCAUUUUCAAUUAGUUAUCAAAAAUAUCCUUUAAAUUAGUAAAAGUAAUUUAAUAUGCAAGAGAUUUCCUUAAUAUUAAUAAGAAGAAAUGAAAAUAGAUGUGCCACUAAAGGAUAUUAAAUUAAUUCCAUGACCUUAAUUGUAUAACGGGAAUGUUUCUAAAAUGUGAAUUUUUGAAUUAAAAAAAGUCUUUUUCCAAAUAUUCAAUACAAUUUAUCUUUGAAAAUACAUAUUUUGUAUCACUUUAAUUGAUUAAAGAAGUUUAAAAAUGUUUGGAUCCAAAUUGAGGACAUGGAUGGAAGCACACAUUGUACGUCCAAAGAAAAAGAAAAAGAAAGAUUUAAAGGAAGGUGAAAAAGGAUUUGAAUCUAAUUGCAAUUCACCAAAUAAAUAUUAUACAAGAUUGUCUGCUCCUUGCCAAGUACAUCCAUUGGUUUCACCUAUACUGACGAAGAACUUGGACGGUAUCCAUCAACAGACGAUGACGGGUUCCUCAGGUACUUCCAUCGGUGUUGGAAGUGUAAAUCUCUCAUCACCAGAAAGUGCCUAUAGUACAGGAUAUUCGACAGAUGGUACAUCGCCUGGUGCCAGUUUUCCACCUGAAUAUUACAUCAAUAUCAGAACAGGAAAACAUUAUUUUCAAAAUAGAAAAAAUACACCAAGGGGAAAGAAAAAUUGCGAUGUUAAUUGCUUGCCAAUUGCGCCAAUUAAAGGAAGAGUACAUCAGGAUAAAGGUGAAAAUUCAUCAGCAAAUCAAUCAAUUAAUAAGCCAAGAAAUUCUCAUGGCAAUACAUUUAACAAGUUUAUUGAAGCAUCAAAAAAUCAUUAUUCAUCACACUACCAUCAGAACUAUAGUCCUCAACAAGAAGAGCGCCGUUGUCAUACACAAGUUUCGCAUCAGAGAACAGAAUCGUUUUCAGUGAAUUCAUCAAUAAAUAGUCUGUCGAUUCCAUCUUCUAUACCACCGCCUCUAGUUUCGGGUCCACUGCAAUCCCCAAGGCAACGAUCACGUAUUCGAACGAAUCCAUGGCUGUCAGCCAAUUCUUCCAGUUCUGCCAGCACAUCGGGCUACAAGUCAAGACUUACUCUAGAUGAAAGCAGUAUUAGUUCAGGUUUGAAAUUAAUGGAAUCUUCAGGCAGCGUUAGUGACAUUAAUGUCAGUAUUUUUCAAGAAAAUAAAAAAAGACGAGAAUAUAGACAGGAAAGUCUUAGCGCAGGACGCAGUCCAAUAAAUCAGAACUGGAGAAUAACAUCAGGAAUGAAUAUUCGUGAUAUGAAUAAUUCUCUAGCGAUGCAAAAACGUUCUAAAAUUGGAGGAAGAGUCAGUACAAGCAGCUGUAGUACCAGUAGUAAUAGCACUUGUUCAGCAUCUUCAACAACAAGAAGUGUUCACACAUCGGAUGAAGAUUUAACACUAAACGAAAUGUUAGGUAAAUUCGAUGAAAGCUAUGUCUACGAAAAAGAAACUGAUAUAUUGUCAGACAGUGAUCCAACUGAUUGUGAUGAUCAUAUCGAUUCACUUUCUGAUGUUGACACAGGACAAGACGGAGGAGAUGAGAAUGAUCCAUUUGAAAAAGAUUUUGAUUACAUCGAUAAUGCCACUUCUUUUCUAGAAUUAGAAAAACUCGAUCCAUCUGGACAUUUGUAUAAUAAUAAACAAUGUACAUUUUUCUCCAUGAACAAUCCAUUAACACGGCAUGAUCCUAGAUUAACAUUCAUAAAAAGACGAAAUAAAGAGGAAAAAACAAAUCAUCGGUCUAUUAACAUUGGAAAUGUUGUAAAACGACAAAAUAUACAAUUGAAGAAAAUUGAUAGUGAAAGAACUAAUGAGAAAAGAAAGAAGAGAAUUUCUCAACGACGCAAAUGGGAUGAUGAAACUGCAAAUAUAAAUAGAGUACUAGUUGAGAGAAUGUUAUUGAAAAAUUCUGGUUUCAAUCAAGGAAGUCGAAGUGUUGGAGGCACUCCUAUUUGUCUCAGAAGGAAAAAGCACGAUGUCAAUAAAAAUAAUUUUUCACCAAUAAAACAAACAUCCGGUGCAGACAAUUUAAUCUCUCCUCGACAAUUUCUAGUCGAAAAAAAAGCAGCCGAAAUUGUAAAACGCAGAUCUAAUUCAGUAAGCUAUGUAAACGGAAAAAGUUAUAUGACAACAUUUGCAUCAGAAAUCGCUCUCAUUGAAGCCGAUAAAGAAGCCGAUCGAAAAUAUCGAGAAUUAAUAAUGGAAGCAGAAAAUAUUCUUGUAAAUAUGCAAAGAAAUCAUAAUACAUCGCCAGUUGUACCAUCGCCAACAAGAAAAUUUCACAAUGGCUUAACAAAUAAACGAGUAGAACUGAUAAAAAAUACAGAAUUAAAUAUUGAACUUGCCCUAUCAAAAAGUAGAAAUUCACAACCUGAACUUCAAAGUGGAAGUAUCAAAGAUUUAGAACACAUUAGUCCUAAACGACAAUUUCCAACACAAAGGAAUAUAGGACUGUCGAAGGAAAAUCAUCAAAUUAAAUCCUCAGAUUCUCCUUUAAUGUCAAGAAAAGAUUCACACGAAUCACUCAUUAAAGGACUAUUGCAAAAUAAAAUACGCAUUGUCAAUGAUAAUUUAUCAAGGGCACAAAAUUUUUCUUCUAAUUAUUAUGAACAAGGUUCACCAAAUCUUAAUAAAAGAGCUGAAUCAAUAAAAUCUAAUAUAGAAGCUAUGAAAAAUAAUAAUAUUCUAGAGAAAAGUAAUUCGAAAAUUUCUACACCAUUGAAAAUUGAGAGUAACACAUCGAGUUCAUCUGAUUCUGAAGAACGUUGUGAAGAUAUUGAUAGAGAGCCUCUUCUUAAUUUCAGAUCAAUAGAUAUGGAUCCUAUUAAGGAAAGUGCAUCCUAUUGUCCACAAAGUGAACCAGUAAAGAGAAAAGUUUAUGCAGGAAGUGUGACUUUUGGAAGAAUUAAAAAAACCCUAGGUGAACAUAAUGUGCUUCUUAGAAAUUCUGAUGGCGAUACAACGAAUGAAGACACAGAUGGCUCAAGAAGAUCACUUCGUGAAAAAGUUGCACGUCUUCGUCAAGAACGAUUGGUGGCAGAAUUGAAUGUACAAGAAAAUCGUGUUUUUCAACAACAAUUAUCGCAAAUACGACGACAAAUGCUUAUGCAAACAAUUGAGGGAUUAAAACGUAGUUUGGAAGAUCAAUCAGCAACAUUAAAGCAAACAUGUCUGGAAUCAUCAAUUUUGAAUGAUAAUUUUUCUUAAGAGAAAAAAUUUUCUCUUAAUUCUUUAAUAAGAGACAAGUUACCACUGAUUGACGGAAACUAUCAAAGAAAAAAAGAAGAAAGGCUUUCAUAUUUCUGGUCAAAAAUUAGAAUUAGAAAGCAAUAUGAGCUUUGAAGGAUAUAUCAAGGUAGGCAAUAAUCAAUAAAUUAUUUACAAUGAUUCUACAAACGAGCAUAUAUCGUAUUGAUCAAAAUUGUUAGUUCACUAAGAAAGAAAAUCAUGUAUUUUUACGUGACUUUUUUUCCACUAAUAAUUUUGUUCAAUACUAUAAAUAUAUCAAUAAAAAAAGCUGUUAUAAAAAUGGUAGAUAUCUUUGAAAUUCAUGUUCAGUGUCAUGAAAAAUUAUACAGACAGUGAUGCCUUUCCUGGUCUUUAAAUAGAUGCUAGGAGCUCAAUUAUUCAAUAUAAUGAUUAUUACUAUUAAAAAAGAAUACUAUUUAACAUUGAAAUGAAUUUAUUAGUUUUUAACAAUAUUCUUUCAUUUUAUAAUUAAUAUUAUUAUUUUAUUUAUUUUAAAAAUAUUUUUUCUCUGUGUUUACUGCGAUUGAUGUAAAUUAAAAGUAUUCAAAAUACUUGAAAAAAUUACAUAUAAAAAAACAGUGUCUUUAUACUUGGCUAAUUUCAAGAAUUGGGGGGGGGGAGGAUAAAUUAUAUUUUAAAGUGGGACUGAAAAAUUAAUUUUUUUCUAUUUUAUGAAAAAUAUUACCUUCAUAACACAAAAUUUUGUAGCAAUAUUUCCAACAUUACAAAAUAUGGUACUAUGAAGAUAAAUAUUCUCAAAUAUUGUUAAUAAAAAUUUUAUAAAUCUCAUAUUGAUUCUAACAAAAUUUUUGAUGAAAAACUAAAUGCGCGCACUAAACACAGCCAGGUAGAAACAUGCUAUGUAUAUUUUUCUGAGUAUAAACGAUAUGAAAUAUCGAAACUGCAAAUACAAGAUAUUUUCUGGGUGUGUUUCUCAUUAAUCUUCUAAUAAAAACAAGAAAAAGAGAGAGAGAAAGAGAAGAAAAGAUGACCAUAUUUUAUAAGAAUGUUUCGUUCGUUUGAUAAAGUGAUUGAAUGAAACAUGUUUCAAUAUCUACUUUUGAAAAAAAUAAUCAAGUAAUUUAGUUUCAUUGACAGUUAUUGGCAAUAAAAGAGCAAAACUUUUGAAAUAUUUCCAAAUAAAUAUUAGGAGUUCUUUUUAUAUUCGCAAUAAACUUACAAGUAUCUGCAGUUUAUUGAAAAUUCCAACUAGUAAAUAGAAAUAAUCUCAAGUAAUCUCCAUUUACAAAAUAUAAUUAUUCAUAAUUAUUUAAAGGCAACUAAAUAGGCAUGCUAAUUGUAGCCCUUUUUGAAAAUUAUUUAAUACAUAAUUAUUAUAGGAAAAUUAUGUUCAUAGUUCCUGAAUGAAUAUUUAACAUAAAACCUCAGGUGUUAGUUCUCAUACUUGCUCUACUAAUUGAAAUAAGGAUUAAUUUUUUUUUUAUAAAACGUCUUCCGUUAUAGAGUUUCACCAUGAAAUCUAUGAUCUACUUUUUAUUUCAUAUAAUAUUAAUUCACAUAAACAUUAAGUGAUGCCAAGAACAAAAUGUUACAACUGACAUUCUUCCUAUAUUAACAAAAAAAUUAUUUUUUCUUCUUAAUGAUAACGUUUUUGAUAUAAAGUUAUAAACUUUUUUUUUGUCAAAAAACUAAAGAAAAAGUAGAUUUGGCUUUUAAUAGUCAAUAGAGAUUUUUAGGAACGUAUUUUACACGCAUAAUUAAUCCUCUUUAAACAGUAGAAAUUGUAUUAGUAGUUAAUGUAUCUUCUAUACUAUUUUUCAUUUUUAUUUUUAUAAAAUAUUUAUUUCUUUUUACUCUUUCGAAUCUGAAACAAAAGUCAAGCUUCACCUUAAAUUUUCUUUAGUUGAAUAUUUUGUUCUGAAUUUUAUUUUAUUAUUUAUAGAAAUUUAUCAAAUUUGUCAAAGAAAAAAAAUAAGAAAACAUAAUUGAUGGCUUAAGAUAAUUCUUAUAGAGAGGCAAAGAAAGUGAUAUUUAAGAGAAUAGACUGAUAGUAUUAUAAAUUUAAAAAGUAGAAUUAAUUUUACAUUCUAUUUUCAUUAAUUUUAUUUCUAACUUACAUCAUUAUAAAACUUAUUAAAUUAUAAGGGAAAUAUGAAAAAAAAUUAGAUUCAUUUGGAAUUUUCCCAAUAUAGAUACUCUUUAGGUACUCUUUACAUUAAACUUUAGGACAGUGUAGCAAUUAAUAAAACAUGGAAUACUUUCAAAAAUAUUCCAUAGCUCCAUUAAGGAUAUAGUUAAGUAGUUCUUAUAGAAAUAGAUAAAAAGUAACAAGAAAUACCUAGUAGUCUUUUAGAUGUUAUUAUGAUAUUUUAGUAAAUGAUGAAAACUUGUACACGAUCAAAGAAGUUUGCUGUGAAUCCUUUAUGGUUUAAAAGUAAAUAUUUCUCGAAAAUUUUUAUCGAGACUUUUUAAAUAUUGUAUUUAUGUACAUAUCGACUAAGUUUAGUUGAAAGUUUGUUAAAUAUUGAAAUUUAAAAAAUUUUCACUGCAGCAAUAUACAUUGUAUGUAUGUAUGUAUUUAUUAUUACUAUAUUAUUCACUUUUUGGGAACGUUACUUUUAAAAGACGUCCCCUUCAAGUAUUUUUUUAUUCAGAGUAACGCGUUACUAUUAACAAUUGCAAUACAAUUUUUUUUAUAUUAUCAAUCGACUAUGCUUAUAAAAUAAGUAUAUUUGAUCUAUUUGCAGAUAUCUUUUAUUGUCUUUUUAAAAGUACAAUAAAGAUAACUACUUACAGAAAUAAUUGUUAAUUGUAGUUUAUUUAACUAUAAAACAUUUUUCAUAAUAAUUACACUAUGGAAAACAUUAAUAAAAAUUAUUUUUCAAAAUAAUGGUAACGAGUUACUUUUUGAAAAAAAUAACGUUGACAUGGAAUUAUUAUUGUUUGUUUUUGUAUCACAAACAUAAUUUGAUAACAGGACAUGAAAAAAAAUGACAAUUAAUAAAAAUAACUGACCUGUCAUCAAUUUUCGUGUCAUAUUUUCAUAAAUGUAAACAAGUACGACGAGAAUUUUACGAUAUAUAUUCUACUACGAAUAUUAUUAUCGUUCUAGUCAAUAAUGACUAAACACAGUUAAAAAGGUGUAUUAAAAUGGUACUAUUGUUGCAAGCAAUAUCAUUUAUAUAUCAAUAAUUUUUUAUGUAUCUGAUGAUAUAAAUAAAUUAUAUUAAAAAAUUA
Molecule: messenger RNA, 7489 nt
Organism: Leptopilina boulardi
Lineage: Eukaryota; Metazoa; Arthropoda; Insecta; Hymenoptera; Figitidae
Exons: 8
Coding region: 1295-4249 (984 amino acids)
Source: RefSeq, a predicted model, not a curated record